CUCUUACUCCUUCCUCUCAACGACAACGACGACAGAGCAAAGACUUGACAGCUCCACAAAAGGUCGGCGAAUGCGGACGCGAACCGCGUGAAUUGCCCCUCAACACCGCACCACUGCCACCCGGUUCAGCGGCAACGAUCCUACCGCGCCGCCCUUCGCUAAGCCUUCCCCUUGCCGCGCUCCACCAUGGCUGCGCCGACCGCGGCGCUCGCGGAGCAGGUCAUCAACCUGUCGCUCGACGACGACGAGCUCAAGCGCUCCCCCAUGUCAGCCAAGCUCGCCAUCCUCACCGACACGUCGUCGACGUCCUCGCCGCCGCCCGCACCGCCCCGGCAGCACACAAGCCACGCCUCGAUCUCCUCGGUCGCGUCCCUGAUCCAGUCUGAAGGCUCUUCCUCGACGACGCCUAACCGGCCGCCUCGCUCCCCACUCCGGCGCAGCCGAGAAGGCUCGGGAAGCCGCCCACGAGGUACACUGGAGUUUACGACUCUGAUGCUCGAGAUCGACAACCUCCAGGCCGAGGUGGCAACGCUGCUGGACAAGAUCUAUGAGAUUGAGGAGCUGCGCCAUUCGCCGUCUGCACGCUCGGCACACGCGGCACGCCUCGACACGCUUCUGUCCGAAGCUGACGCCGCUGUGGACAAUCUCACGCCCAGAAUCGCCGCCGUGGAUCUCAUCGGCAGCGAUGCAGAGGUUCCCGACCUACUCACUGCUCUUCGCGCCGACUGGGCAAAGGCCACCGCGCAGCACUACCUCGUUAAGCAAGAGCUGCAAGAGGACCCAUGGCUGGUCCGUUUCAGGACUACGGCCGAGCAGGCCGAAGGUAUGAUGGAUCCUCUGCAGACAAGUCUGGUCGACCUCACAGUAUGUGCUCUUGCUUGGCGUGCGCUGACUCUCAAGUCAUACGUCGGUCGCAUCUUCUCGAGCUUGGGCAUCGUGCCCCAGAAUGCGGCGGACGACCGGCUGAGCAUGGAGCGGUUGCGAAGCAUGGCCGUGGCGCAUGGUCGGCUGAAGUCAACCUACGUCCCGAGUGUCAACAAGAUUCUCAGGAUGAUGGAGAAGAGUGUUGCCGAUCGGUCGGUCAAGAACGGCGAGGCCCUGCGGCGAUUGAACGACAUGACGACGAGAUGGGCGACGCUGCAAAAGCAACUCGUGCAGCUCGACGCCAAGGUGGCACUGUGCUUGUCGCAGCACGACCACGACGAGCAGCACCAUGAGCAACUGGAGGAGCUCGACGACGACCAUUUGUUCCUCACCUCACCAAAGAUGACUCCGGUGGCCAAGUUGGAGCCGCCCAAGAUGAACGUGGGCAUGGGUGUUCCACUGCAGCGGGUGCUCAGCGCGGGCGCAUCAUCCCCUGCGCCGGGGUAUCACGGCUCGUCGAGGCUCGGCCCACCGUCCGCGUCCCGGCCUGGAUCCAUCACGCCCAGCGCGGCCAAGACUUUGCGGCGCAGUCAAUCGCGGCCGUCGUUGGGCUCGUCGCUGAACACAAUGUCUCCACCCGAACGCCCGCGAUGGAACAUGUCCACACGGCCGUUCAACAUUCCCCCACAUCAGACCCCUCCGCCCACCAUCCGGCGCCCGAGCAGCAGCUCGCAAGGGUCGGUACCGCCGGUACCGUCAGUGCGCAGGCCUGUAAGCCCGUGGGUCUCGUCACCCGAGUUCAAGACGCCGCGCAAGAGCAUGCCGGCGCCACCGCCUGUACCCGCCAUGCCCGGGUCUGUGCGGUCCGUUUCAGCCCCACGGCCAUCGCUCGGCGCGAGCUUGGGCCGGGCGCCACCCCCCUCGGCCUUCCGGAAUGCCUCACCGGCGCCAACGCCCACACGCCCCUCGUCGCGCCUGUCACAGCAUUCGAAUGGCUCGCACAGCGUGUCGGGAGCAACGUACCGCCCGUUCGUGCCGAGCAAGUACGACCUCCUGGACCAGGAGGUGCAGAAGGUGCUCGACGCCGUGCAGCCGGGGAUCAUUGUCGCGCGCAUCGACCAGCCGCUGCGGCGCGGACAACUGAAAAACAAGGACGAGCCGUGGACCGGUGAGUUCCUGUUUGGCGCAGGCGAGCGUACCACGAGCGUAAAGCUGCUCGAGCUCGCCUCGCGCUCGGGAGGCAAGAAGAUCAAGAGCAUGGUACGCGCCGGAGGCGCAUGGCUCGACCUCGGGGCGUACCUGCAGCGCAAGAAGGAGGAGCGCGCGGCGCUGGACGACGAUGUGUUCUAGUAGCUUGGCUAGCAGCAGCAGCAUGUAUCUAUUCAUAUGG
This is a messenger RNA of Vanrija pseudolonga, 2254 nucleotides long. RefSeq lists its product as uncharacterized. Lineage: Eukaryota; Fungi; Basidiomycota; Tremellomycetes; Trichosporonales; Trichosporonaceae. Gene Ontology annotation, molecular function: microtubule binding. Gene Ontology annotation, biological process: establishment of spindle localization; mitotic spindle orientation checkpoint signaling; nuclear migration along microtubule. The record is from RefSeq and is a predicted model, not a curated record. Gene Ontology annotation, cellular component: spindle pole body; cell cortex; mating projection tip. The transcript is spliced from 5 exons. The coding region runs from base 187 to 2214 and encodes 675 amino acids.